AUGACUUCGUCUCUACUGUCGUCGCAUCUGGACCAGAUCUCUCUCUGCGCGUCAUCCAUAUCCGAUCUUCCAUUUUCACGGCCGAAACAGUUCACCAAUGCCCUCCUCAGCCACCACGACAUUACUGCUCUGAUCAGAGACACUGAACAACACGAACGCGCCCUGUUCUCUAUCGCUCCCCCUCCAGUGCCUUCCAAGUCGCAGAUUCAGCAAAUAUCCUCGGCUUUCACCACUUCUGCUUCUCGAUCGAUCGCAACAACAAAUACUCAAAGACCCCCUCGUCGCCAUACCGCUGUCGCUGCGGUUCUUGGUGGUGACUUGUAUCGCAAGACUAGAACUGGACACAGUGGGAAACUGUCUAAGGGUGAUAUCGAUGUCGAACUCCUGCUGCGAGGCGCAGAGAAGCUUUGUCGAGUCUAUCCGAUCCCAGGUGCCUUCGACAGGAUUGGUGAACUGAGAAACCGAUAUGCCCAAUUGAGUGCCAACAUUGCUCACUACGAAGAACGAGUCGCAAUGCAAUCUGCCGAACUGGACCAUCUACACCAGAACCAUGAUGGUUAUGAUCAAGACCACUAUGACUAUCAGGACGACCACAUCGAGCCUACGGUCCACAUGACCGAGGAAGACCUGGUAGAUGAGGAAGAGGAGAUUCGCGCUCUCGAGGACAAGAAGAGAGCACUCCAAUCCAGAGUCAGCAGUAUGGAAAAGGAUAUCGAAGGCCUGGCUAGAUGA
Aureobasidium namibiae CBS 147.97 is the source of this 732-nucleotide messenger RNA. Its product is annotated as DASH complex, subunit Spc34. NCBI's taxonomy places the organism in Eukaryota, Fungi, Ascomycota, Dothideomycetes, Dothideales, Saccotheciaceae. Gene Ontology annotation, cellular component: spindle microtubule; DASH complex. The transcript has 2 exons. Bases 1 to 732 code for a protein of 243 amino acids. Gene Ontology annotation, biological process: attachment of spindle microtubules to kinetochore. The record is from RefSeq and is a predicted model, not a curated record.